UUCAUUUGUAGAGGCUGAAGGAUAUAUCAAACAAGACUUCAAUGGCUAAAAUUUUAUAUCUCAAGGAUACCAUUAUUUUCGUCCUCGCUCUGGCUUUUGUAAUCAAGAUUGUUUCUGCUGGUGGUGAGAGAUCACUUCGUCCAAACGAAUGUGGUCAUGCUUGUGAUCAUCGAUGUUCAAAGACUUCUCACAAGAAGCCGUGUUUGUUCUUCUGCAAAAAGUGUUGUGCAAAAUGUUUGUGUGUUCCAUCUGGAACUUAUGGCAACAAACAAGAAUGUCCGUGCUAUAACAACUGGAAAACUAAGGAAGGAAAACCGAAGUGCCCCUAAUUCAUGAUUUUUUGCUCCCACACGGCUCGUUUGUGAGCCGUGAGGGGUUGCCUCUUUCGUUUUUUUCGUGUUUACUCCUCUGAUUUGGACUCAAGUAUUGCUUGUGCUCAUUGUAUCUCCGUUG
Molecule: messenger RNA, 453 nt
Organism: Medicago truncatula (barrel medic)
Lineage: Eukaryota; Viridiplantae; Streptophyta; Magnoliopsida; Fabales; Fabaceae
Product: gibberellin-regulated protein 12
Exons: 3
Coding region: 42-329 (95 amino acids)
Source: RefSeq, a predicted model, not a curated record